This is a messenger RNA of Beta vulgaris subsp. vulgaris (sugar beet), 2563 nucleotides long. Its product is annotated as calcium-dependent protein kinase 10. Gene Ontology annotation, molecular function: ATP binding; calcium/calmodulin-dependent protein kinase activity; calcium-dependent protein serine/threonine kinase activity. NCBI's taxonomy places the organism in Eukaryota, Viridiplantae, Streptophyta, Magnoliopsida, Caryophyllales, Amaranthaceae. The transcript is spliced from 5 exons. The record is from RefSeq and is a predicted model, not a curated record. Gene Ontology annotation, biological process: intracellular signal transduction; peptidyl-serine phosphorylation; protein autophosphorylation. Bases 585 to 2153 code for a protein of 522 amino acids. Gene Ontology annotation, cellular component: nucleus; cytoplasm.
CAACAAUAGUGCAAAUUAGCAUAAACACUUGUUACAGCAAGUUGUGCAAACUCAGACACACAGACCACAGAAGGCGGAGUCCCCACACCAGAGGGGCAACUCUAAUUUCUCCAACGUCUCCUUUUUCUUUCUCUUCUUCUCCUUUCUUCUUUGCUUUCUCCCUCCAGAAUCUUUCUCUCUCUUCCAUUUCCAGAUCCAGCUGUUCCAGACUAGACUAACUUGGUAGCUUGAGCUUCACUUGUUGUGCUUGGAUCUAUUGAGCUUGGAAGUUUUGCUGAUUUAGAGCCAUAUGUUCUAGAUGUAUUGUGUUAGUCAAGUAAAGUGUUGAUAUUGAAAUUGGGACCUUUAGUGGCAUAAGGGUGGUUUUUUUUUCAUUUAGAAUUUUGACCUUGAGCUUAGUUUUGGAAUUGAGUGGUUGAGAAACUUCAAACACUUUGGCUUUUCAGUUUAUUAUACCUGGGUUUUUAUUGAGGAAGGUAGUGAGAAAGCUCCAGGAAAAUUUGACUCUUGUGUUUACGGAAAAGUCACUUGGUCUUCUCCUAUAAUUUUGCUGUAAUCCUGGUUCUGGACCUCUAGGCUCUGGAAUGGCAGUUGGCAAAAACAGCAGCAACGCUGGAUCAUUAACUCGGCGAUGUCAUUGUUUCAAGGUGGCAAACUUGAAGGAAACUAUUUUGGAUGCUAGCGAGACAUCCGAGUUAAAAGAUCGUUAUGUUUUGGGAGAUCAACUAGGUUGGGGGCAGUUUGGUGUUAUCCGGGCAUGUGCUGAUAAGUUUACUGGAGAACUACUGGCGUGCAAGUCCAUUGCCAAAGAUAGACUUGUAACACAAGAUGAUGUUCGAAGUGUGAAGCUCGAAAUCGAGAUUAUGAGCAAGUUGUCCGGUCAUCCUCAUGUUGUCGAUCUUAAAGCUGUUUAUGAGGAAGAAGAUUAUGUCCACUUGGUGAUGGAGCUUUGUGCCGGUGGGGAGUUGUUCCACCGAUUAGAGAAACAAGGAAGGUAUUGCGAGUCUCAAGCCAAAGUCAUCUUCCGGCAUCUAAUGCAAGUAGUCUUGUAUUGUCAUGAUAAUGGUGUUGUUCAUAGAGAUUUGAAGCCUGAAAAUGUUCUUUUGGCAACCAAGUCUUCUUCUUCGCCAAUUAAGUUAGCCGAUUUUGGUCUUGCUACAUAUAUCAAACCAGGGGAGAGUUUGCAUGGGACAGUGGGGAGUCCUUUCUAUAUAGCUCCUGAAGUUCUGUCAGGAGGUUACACCCAAGCUGCUGAUGUAUGGAGUGCUGGCGUGAUUCUCUACAUUCUAUUGAGUUCUAUGCCACCAUUUUGGGGGAAGACAAAGUCAAGGAUAUUUGAUGCAGUUCGAGCAGCUGAUCUGCGCUUCCCUUCUGAACUUUGGGAUCGGAUAUCAGAACCUGCCAAGGAGCUGAUCAGGAAGAUGCUUUGUGUAGAUCCUUUGAAGCGCUUGACAGCUGAGCAAGUUUUAGCUCACUCAUGGAUGGAAGAGGUUACUGUAGCUACGGAAGAAUCACAUGAACAUGAUUUGGCCUGCUCUGAACAUAUAAAAACCCGAGAUAGCUCAUUUUCAGCGUCAUGUAUAUCCAGGGAUCACGAUAUAAGCUUUGGCACUGGAUCUGCGGUAAAUUGUGAACCUCAAUCUCCAACAUUUACGUGCAGAUCGUCAUUCUCGGCAUUUAUGGCGGAACCAUCCACCCCUACCCUUAUAUCUGCUGGAUUUUCUUUCCGUAGCAGCGGUGAUUUCACUGCUCUUGAGUUUGUUUCUCCAAUUCCUUCCUUGCCUAGCUUCACAUUUUUCAGCCCUAGGUCAGUAGAUGAGCAUGGAAACCAAAAUAAGGUUUUUUCAAGCAACAGGGAGAACACUGACGAAAUUCAUACAGAAGGGGCCGACUUGGAGAAGCGAUUUGAAUCACCUCAUUCAUCGCUGUGCUCAGGAACUGAUGCUAGGGACCUGAAAGAGAAGUCAGCAGACUCUAAGAGGAGUGGAGGAACAGGGGUGAGGAUUUUGGGGAUCCAUAACAAGAGAAAUAGGACGAUUGGGCUUGGCGAAUUCAACCAGCUUGAUAUUGUGGUCACUGAAUCUGUCAUCCGAUGGGCGUCAUGCACCCACUUACCUACCGCCUCAUCACUCAGGUCUUCUCUUGUAUGCUGAUAAUCAUGGGUCGACCACAAUGUAUCCACUAUGUAUCAAAUUAACAUCAUAAAUCAUGAUAUGAAGUUGGGCAACGCGCAAACGUGUGAAUUCUACUGCUCUACUACAAAGAUUGAAGAUAUAAUGGGUUUGAGUCGCGUGUACUGUUGGUGAUGAUCAUCCCAUAUUAGAGAGCUAAUGUUAGUGACUAGAUUGUAAUGGAUCUGCAGAAUAAGCAGAUUCUUCUUCAAAAGGUGUAAAGCAUGGAUUUUGAAAGCAAUGGUUUUCUCAACCUUUUUGAUCAUGAUUUAGUAGAUAUAUAUAGGGGGCUUUUUGUUCUUAUUAGAUGUGAUUGUUAAGCCUUCUUCAUGAACAAACAUAAGCACUGGUGACUUGUGGGAUGGUACAUAGAAAGAGUUCUGUUUCAUCGA